UUUUUUAGAUAAUCAGCAGACUCAAUGGAUUUUUCUAGUUUUUGCUUUGAUUGCUCACCAGCCUGUUGGAAAAGGCUGUGAUUUUUGUUCUAAAUGUCUGAGACCUCAGAAAACCAGCAGAGCUACGAGGAGCUGUUUGCUCACAGAUUUACAUCAGAAGACCAUGAAUACCAACAGUAUCUGAAUCGUCCAGCUGAUCCACCACCAAUUGUUGAGGACUGGCGUGGGCGUGGAGGGGGAAACCAGAGGGGCCGAGACAGCAGAUAUCAGGACCGCCGAGGCUCUAGAGGCCGUGGUUGGGGAGAAGACAGGGGAUGGCGAGGGGACCGUCGUGGACAGCAGCACUGGCAUGAGAGAGAUAGGAACUGGGGGCAUGGCAGUGGAUAUCAGUCUGGGCCCAGAAGCUCCAACCAAGGAUACAACUCCCAUCACCAAAGGCCAUAUUAUGAUCGAUAUUAGUUGUUUGGAUUUGCCAGUAUUACCUGUCUCAUGAGUUUGGCUAUAUAUGCGUUUAUGGUAGUAUUCAAAUGUUCCCCUUUGUCAUAAGUGAUGUCAUUCGCAUCAAGUGUUAAAUGGGCUGUCUGGUGUUAUGAUUAUAGUGAAGAUGCAUUGUGGAAGCAGGAAGUUAUAGUAAUGAUUGAAAUAUGAAUUUAAAGAACACAUGUAAUGAUGUAUUUUUAUCUUUGAAAUAUUAAUACAUGAAUUUGCAGAUUGUUUUCUGUUGCUCUUAUUAUAUGCGUUUUUCUAAUAAGGCUGUAUGAUGUCAUCAGAUGAUACGUUUCUGCAUCCACUUUAAAGCUGUCAACCACUUGUUUUACAGUCCUAUAAAAAUGUUCUUGAUUCAUUAAAUUCCUAUUUUUCUUUCAA
This is a messenger RNA of Cyprinodon tularosa, 867 nucleotides long. Its product is annotated as RNA guanine-N7 methyltransferase activating subunit-like. Bases 94 to 459 code for a protein of 121 amino acids. The transcript is spliced from 3 exons. The record is from RefSeq and is a predicted model, not a curated record. NCBI's taxonomy places the organism in Eukaryota, Metazoa, Chordata, Actinopteri, Cyprinodontiformes, Cyprinodontidae. Gene Ontology annotation, biological process: RNA 5'-cap (guanine-N7)-methylation. Gene Ontology annotation, molecular function: RNA binding.